Messenger RNA from Drosophila novamexicana, 3459 nucleotides. RefSeq names its product protein FAM91A1. The record is from RefSeq and is a predicted model, not a curated record. The transcript is spliced from 2 exons. NCBI's taxonomy places the organism in Eukaryota, Metazoa, Arthropoda, Insecta, Diptera, Drosophilidae. Bases 405 to 3176 code for a protein of 923 amino acids.
ACAUUUCAAAAUCGUCUAGUUUAAGUACAUAUUGUCAAUCAUAUCAGGGAAUUGGCAAUCUAAAGAAAGGUCUACCUCAUGCAGUCGCAUGUGGAACGUAAAUGUUGCCCCAGUAUUUCUCUAAGUGUGCAGUAUUUUUUUCAACCAGUGCUGGAUAACGAGUGCCAACCCUCAGACGACGACGGUUUUUAUCAGCUGUGCCUCAUUUGCCUGCCAAAAUAGAAUAAGAACGACAAAACGUAACGAGCGCAGCAGCGAACUCCGAAAAAGAAAGUAAACAUUCGUCAGCAAAAAAUACAAACAACAUAUGCAAUGGCCAAAAGCAGCAAAAGGCAACAGCAACAACAACUAAAUUGAGCACGGCGACAGGUAAACAAACAACAACUGCAACGGAACGGAACGAGAUGACGUCGACGGAGACUGGCAACUGCCAGUUGCAGCUGCAGCUGUGCGUGCGUGGGAAUGUGCCAUGGCAGGAGCUGCCGGUGCAUCUGCGCUCGGUGCUGCACAACAAUCAGCGCGACUACGAGAAGUACGUCUUCAACUAUAGCCUGAAGAAUCAGCUGCGCUUCCGCGGCAAUCUGGCAUCGAAGGUGUUCCGCCAGGAGCAGCGCUACUAUGAGCUGCUCGUCCAGAAGAACAUCAACAGCCUGGGCGUCUUUCCCUACCAUCUGGCGGACAUUGUCACCAAGGGAUUGCGCGUUACGCCCUUUAACUAUUAUCUGGACGUGCUCAGCCAGCUGCUGCGCAACGACAAGAGCUACGAUACGCUGCCCAAUUUUACGGCAGCGGAUUGCCUGCGUGUCCUCGGCAUUGGACGCAACGAAUAUCUGGCGCUGAUUAGCGAACUGAAGACCCAUACGCCGCGAACGCUGCUGUUCAGUGCCAAACCCAAUCCGUUGGACUUUUUGCCGCGCCUGCCGGUGCAUGUGCACAUCGAGCCCUGGUGGCGUCUGGACAUUGGCUAUGUGCUGGAGACGGAUAUACGUAUGGUGACGCCCGCAGAGCGCAGCCUGCUGGACGAUCUCAUUGACUUUGGCGCCCAGCCAACGGGCAAAUGUGACUAUCAGGUGGUGCAGAGCCUCUAUCGCAAGGGUCUCAUCUAUUUGGAUGUGCCCAUUAGCGGCGAGGAUCGAAUUUGUAUACCGCCGUUGCGUAACUUUGUCAUGAAUCGCGUCAGUGGCGAUUAUUUCGAGAAUUUGCUGUACAAGAUCUUCGUGAGUGCCGAUGAGCACAUGAGCAUUGCGGAACUGGCGCAAAUGCUGCAACUGGAGCUGGAUGGCGUCAAGCAGGCGGUCAGCUUUAUAUGCCGCCUCGGCUUUGCCCAGCGCAAGCAUACGGAGCACGAGUCUCAACAGUAUCACGCUAGCUGGGCAACCUACAAUGAGCAGCAGCUGCCGCAAACGCCGCAGAUUACGCCGCUCAACUACAAUGUGUAUGCCAGCAGCAGCUUUGACUUUGAGCAGCCGCAGUCAAGUCCCAAGACGCCAAAGCAGGAGAAAGACAAGGACAAGGACAAGGAUAGCAGCUCCAUUGGCUAUCUGUCUUCGGAUGGCAAUACCAGCGACUUUAGCUUUGCCAAUAUGGUGACGCCUCCAGCAGCCGCACACAACGGCAACAACAGCGAUGAGCAGGAGCUUAGCUCCGAACUGGAGGAUGUUAGCGAGCGCACGACCACCACAAAGGCAACAUCUGCCGCAUCCGCAGCCGCAGUCGCAGCCGCCAAGAGUGGCAAGCGUGUCGGCUUUUUAUUUGACUCAACACUUACAGCAUUCCUGAUGAUGGGCAAUCUGUCGCCGGGCCUGAAGAAUCAUGCCGUCACCAUGUUCGAGGUGGGCAAACUAUGCGAGGAGAGUCUCGACAGCUUUCUGGCCGAACUGGAGCAGGUCUCGCUGCUGGAUGCCGAGGGCGAGGGCGAUGUCUCUCGCUAUUUUGCGCACGCAGUAAUAUUGCGCUCCACCAUCUGUUCGCUGCGUCCGUUGCUGCCCGGCGGACUCGAUCUGCUGCGACUGGAGUGCCUGGAGGGGCUCGACUGGCAGACGCGCGACCGUGUGCUCGAUAAGAAGUACAAGUUCAUCGUCUCGGCAACGCCACUGACGGCCACAUUGAGUCACAUGUUCAGCAUUCCGUUCUUUGGCCAGUUUGUGCGCAGCUCCGAUGCGUUGCCGAUGUGGAGCAAGCUAUUCUACAACCAUAUCACGGGCUAUGGGCCGCCCAGCUUGCUGUUGUGCCGCGGCACUGUGCUCAAGUCGCUGCCACGUCUCUUUUUGGGCUAUGGCAAGCUGCUGGUGAACAUACUCCAUUCGGACGCAUAUGUGCUCAACACGGAGAACUUUCGCAACCUGAACGAGCAGCUCAAGAACGGAUGCGUCCUGCUGCAGGGCUAUGGCAUAAGCACCGCUGGCCAGCUGCACUAUGAAUCAUUUCCAUUCCAGGUCUCGGAUGCCGGCCAGGCCAAAUGGAGCACGCAUCGUGCUGUGCAAAAGCUGGCCACACAUUUGGAUCUGCGCCAGCAAUGUGGCUACAUAACAUUCCUGAAUACGGGCGUGCCCGAUUUGGGCUGCGACGAGUAUGAGCUGCAGGUAAAGCUGAAGCUGCCGCAGCGCAAACGCCCGUCGCUGCCCGCCGCCACCAAGUCAAAUGUGCCAAACGAUCAGCUGACCAGCUUUCAGCUGAAGAGUCCCGACGAGAAUCAUUUUGCAACAACGCCGGAGCACGGUCCAGCAAACGACUACACCUCGGCGGACUGCAACCAGCUGCUGGCCAGCGAGCUGGCCAAAUGCAGCGACAGCAGUCGCGCCGAGCUGCUCUCCCAGAGCUCCGUGGAGCUGCCCAUUGGCGAUGCGUUUGCAGAGCCGGAGCCCAGCACCGAGGAGUGGACGCUGCUGGAUGUUAACUUUGGUGUGCCGCUCUUCGAUGUGGACACAAAUACGCGCAUCUGCGAGCAACUGGUGCGCCAGCUCAGCAGCGAUGCCAAUCUGCAGGCGCUGCCCGCUUGCGCGCAGCAGGCCCAGCAGCUAUUCCUCGAGUUUGUGUGUCAGUGCCUGUACUUUGAGGAUGAUCCGUCGACGCCGGCCCAGCUGCACGAGCCACUGCAAGCGGCCAGAGCCUUACCGCAUCCGCGCAUCAAUCUGGCCUUUGAGAAUGGACGCGUCGGCUACUGGAACGGUCGUUAAAGGGCGCCUCACUUAAGUUUCAUGCAUUCCAGCUGCCCCACGCCAGGCCCAGUACAGUUUACAAGUAUUUUUUGUAUGUCUCCCGCCCCCCGCCUCUCCUCGCUCCCACCCUACCCCAACCCAACAUAAAUUUUUAUCAGUUUUGCCUUUUGUACAGCUCCGAGCUUUAUAGAUAUUUAUAUAGAAAUACCUUAUCGGCCCGCCAACCCAUAUAUUCCGUUUCUUAUUAGUUCUGUAAGUUCGGCAAAGUGGCAAUAUCCAAUCGGAGGCAAAAAAAAAAAAA